Closterium sp. Naga37s-1 is the source of this 1761-nucleotide messenger RNA. The record is from the annotation of a GenBank genome assembly. NCBI's taxonomy places the organism in Eukaryota, Viridiplantae, Streptophyta, Zygnematophyceae, Desmidiales, Closteriaceae.
AUGCUGGCUGCAAAAGAAGCGGCAGCAGCAGCAGCAGCAGCAGCAGCAGCAGCAGCAGCAACAGCAGCAGCAGCAGAAGCAGAGGCAGCCGCUCGUGAAGCUGCAGCUGCAGAAGAAGCAACCAGGCUAGAAGAGGAGUUGGGCCCCUGGCAGAGAAGGUCUGACCGUGGCAAGGAUAUGGAUUUUGAACCAGAAAGAGACGACGAGGAGGAGUUUUCUUAUGGUAUCUCCAAUCCUGCCCAACCGACGAGUGAGAGGCAUGGCAUACCAUGGCGUUCUGCUGUGGGACACACUCACCACCCCGCUGACGACCGCCACGUCAUUACCAACCUGCUCAACCUGUGGGCAGGCGGGGCACGCAGCAGAGCAGAGGCAAUAACACGGUUCUACCCCGGCAACAGCACCAUGGCUGAGCUGUCUCUGCUGCUCAAGAACGAGGUCGGGCAGCCUGUUCUGAACGGCUUUGAUAUCUUCUUCUACCUGCCUCGGUCUCUCUCUCACACCUUCGCCUCCCGGAGUCUCUCACUUACACCUUUCUCACCUACCCUUCCUCACUCUCCUUGCCAUGCCUCUCUGUCAACAUUUAAAGAGACGCUGAUGAACCUGUGCUACGCCGCAAAGCGUGGCGACAUGCUGGAGUGCUUUUGCCUCGCUGGUGGCGUGGCCGCUGCUGACUACAAUGGUUGCACACCCAUGCAUCUAUCAGCAGUGACAGGGCAGGACAAGGUGCACCUAGCAGCAGUGACAGGGCAGGACAAGGUGGUGCAGUUCCUGCUGGCGCACGGCGCGCAGGUGAAUGCCAAGGACGCCUUCUGGCGCACGCCCCUGCAGGAGGCCGUUGCUGCCGGCCACUGGAGCACCGCUGAGAUCCUCCGCAGGUCAGUGUGCCGCCCACCGCCCACCGCUCUCUGCCACUGCUCUUUCACUGCUCUGCCACUGCUCUUUCACUGCUCUGCCACUGCUUUGCAACUGCUCUGCCAGACCCCUCGGAAGGCAGGAAUUCAGCACGCCCUGGCACCUGCUCUUUUCUGCGGUGCCAUGUGUAGUGCCCCCUUUGCUCCUCGUGUCACAUGUGUCGGCCUUGCUCCUCAGGGAAUGACCCAGCCGCGCAAACACCGGAAGCACACGUGCCACCUCGCCUGCUCCACCACCAGAACAACCACCCGGCACACCUUUCGCCCCCCCUCUCUUCCCCCCUUCCAGUCCUGCAGUAUCCACUCCCCCUCUCUUCUCCCCUUCUCCCCUGCCCCCAUUCAGUCUCCCCCUCCAAGCGUCACAUUCGUGCAGACGUUCGAGCUGCUUCACACUCCUUUCCCUCCAGUCGCCCUCUCCCCUCUCUUCUCCCCCCCUUCCCCCGUCCAGUCCUCCCACACCAAGCGUCACACCUCCUUCUCAGGCUUGCGAGAAGAUGUGCCGCCAUCCCACCACCACUCGCCCACUCCUCCACUCCCUUGUUCCCCCAUCUCCUUCUCUCCCUUUCCCGCUCUUGUAACCCCCCUCUCUCCUCGUACAGCAAUGGCGCUCAUCUCCACCCUAUUCUCCUUACCCCGCCCGUCCCACCCCUUCUCCCCCUCUCCAUCUCUCUUCCUCUCCCAUUGUCCCCUUCUCCCCGCCCCCCCUCCUCUCCCUCUCCCCCUACAGCAACGGAGGCGAGCUGCACCUGCGCAACCAGAGCACGCACCUGUGCCGCCUCGCCAGCUCGUCCAACUCGCACCAGCUGGCGCGGCUGCUGGAGUUCGGCGCCGACCCCAACUCCGCUGA